This is a messenger RNA of Gracilinanus agilis (Agile Gracile Mouse Opossum), 1149 nucleotides long. RefSeq names its product mortality factor 4-like protein 2. Gene Ontology annotation, biological process: regulation of DNA-templated transcription; chromatin organization. The transcript has a single exon. The record is from RefSeq and is a predicted model, not a curated record. The annotation marks the transcript as partial. Lineage: Eukaryota; Metazoa; Chordata; Mammalia; Didelphimorphia; Didelphidae. Gene Ontology annotation, cellular component: nucleus; NuA4 histone acetyltransferase complex.
AUGGCUUGUUCCAAGGAGGAGAGUAAGAAAGUCCGGCCCCUGCCCGUGGUCCAGGAGGGGGAGCGAGUGUUGACCUUCCACGGGCCCAUGUUGCGGGAGGCCGAGUGUAUCCGGGCGGUGGUGGAAGACAGGCAGGUCAAGUACCUGGUGCGGUACCAGGCGGAGAGCGGGCCCAGCGGAGAGGCGGCGGUGGGCGCCCGGGUCCACCCCUCCGACUGCGGCGGCGGCGGCGCCUUGCCCAGCACCAGCUCGGCCGGUGCCGGUGCCGGUGCCAGUGCCACCGAGGGCCUGAGCGAGGAGCUCAGACCCAUAGCGUGCUGGCACUACGAGUGGAUCCCGGAGAGCCGCGUGCUCCGCUACUGCCACACCCUGGGGAAGGAGCCGGAGGGCAGCAGUUGCAGCAGCACCAGCAGCAGCAGUGACGUGGGCCAGCACGAGGCCUCCGCCACUGCCUCCUCGGCCACCACCUGGGGGGCCUGGGGGCCUGCGAGCCAGGCCUCCGAGUGGGAAGAGGGCUGGGGCUCCGGGGCCACCGGGGGAGGAGAGGGCGGCCGCGGGAGGGAUGACGACGUGGCGCCCCCGCCCCCGCCAUCGUCCUCGCACAGGCGCCCGCUGGUCGUGGGGGCCCCCGAAAGGAGGGUGCCCAAAAAGAGGGAGGUCAAGGUGCCCCUGCCCGAUGCCCUGAAGCCCCUGCUCGUUCGCGACUGGGAGCUGGUGACCCAAGACAAGAAGCUCUUCACGCUGCCCGCCCACAAGCCCGUAGACGCCAUCUUGGCCGAGUUCAGCGUCUUCCAGCAGCAUUGCGGGGUGGCGUCCAAGGAGUACGCCACCCAAGAGCUGGUGGCGGGCAUCAGGGAGUACUUCAACGUGCUGCUGGGGAGCCAGCUGCUCUACAAGUUCGAGAGGCCCCAGUACACGGAGAUCCUGGGCCGCUACCCGGGCUGCCCCAUGUCCCAGAUCUACGGGGGCGCCCACCUGCUGCGCCUCUUCGUGCAGCUCGGCUCGGCGCUCACCUACUCGGGCCUGGACGAGCACAGCCUCGACGUGCUCCUGAGCCACCUGCAGGAUUUCCUCGAGUACCUGGCCGCCAAGCCCGCCCUGCUCUUCACUCCGGCCGACUACCAGCUGGCCUCGGCCGAGUACCAGCUC